AUGGCUCCUGCCCAACCAUUCACGGAGAUCGACCAAGACUGUAGACCAUCUAUCAAUGCAAAAGUAGAACUUGAUACAGAAAACAGGAGUUCCUUACCAAACUCGGCUGCGGAGGGUUUAGGGUGCAUGAAAAACUGUGAGGACACAGCCAUUAGGAUGAAUGGAGAAGAUAAGGUUUCAAUGUGCACUUCGGAUGUGGACGUUGAUAUAAUUGAAUGCAGAAAUAAUCAUAACAGCAGCCUGCAGGCUGAAACUGAGGACCCCGAUGCAACUGAAUAUUCAAGCUCAUUUGCUGACACUAUGUCUGACACUGAGAAUUUUUCCGGAUUUAGUGAAGGAGAAGUGCAGUCUCAGUUUUUUGCGGACAAUGGUUUGGCAUCUGAUUUUGAUGCAUUUAGUAGUCCUUUUCAAAUGAGGAAGAAGAAAUUGACAAAUCAAUGGAGAGACUUUAUACGCCCUAUAAUGUGGCGCUGCAAAUGGAUGGAAUUGAGAAUUAAAGAAAUUGAAUCACAAGCGUUAAAAUAUUCCAGAGAGCUUGCAGUAGCAGAUCAAAGAAAACAUUCAGGAUUUGACCAAUUUACUAUGGAAGAAUUUGGCUCAAAGUCAGUGCCAUUUUCUAGUCAAUGCCGCAGAAAAAAAGCUAUGAAGAGGAGGAAGCGCAAGAGAGUUGAAGAGACAACUGAUAUAGCAUCAUAUAUGUCACAUCAUAAUGUCUUUUCCUAUCUUGAAAAUAAGAGAUCCGAUCCUGAUAGUACUUCUGUGGCUGAUGAGUUUAGUAAUGCAGUAAUAAUCACAGAGCAGAGUGCUGAUUACAAUGAUAAACUCAGCACUGGUGAUGACUGGUCGUUCUUUGAGUUCCGAGAUGGUGAUAAGUCCUUGGAGCAUGUCCUUUGGAAAAUUGAGACUGUGCACUCUCGGGUUCACAAGAUGAAGAAUCAAAUCGAUGUGGUAAUGUCCAAGAAUGCUUGUAGGUUUUCUUCCUCCGAAAAUUUAAGCCUUCUUGUACCUUGUGACGCUCCAACAAGCUCUGCCCAUAGUCCAGCAUUUUCUGCUGGCAAUGGAGACACAAUCUCUGCUGGAGCUAUAUAUACUUCAACUCAACAUAUAUCAGAGUACAAUCUCGGAGAUAUGGUAAUGCCUGAAAGUGCAGUGUCAAGUUUCGGGGAGGCAAUCGUUGUUCCUGAUAUAAUUGAAAGCACUGUAGGACUACUGUCUGCCAUUGAUGUCACCUUCCAUCAGCCACAGUUUGGAGACUCAAGCGAAGAUAUUGUGGAUAAUGUCCUGAUUCCUAAUGAGGCAGCUGAAGGAGAAAAGCACACUUUUGAAUUGAUAAGCGACCAACCUAAAGAGACUCAUGAGCAAUCAGACAAAGGCAUACAAGAAGAAGGUCCUUUUCCAACUCCAUCAUCUGAACCUGAUCCGUUGGUAGAUGCAUCUGUUCCUCAGGAGCAAUCUACUCUAGAAUCAUGUUUAGCUUCAGAUGUGAAUUUUCCUAGAAACAAGAGAAAGAGAGGAGAGCGAAGAGCUGGUUCAGUUGUUUGGAGCAAGAAAUGCUCGGGUGAGCCUGAUAGCUUAUGA
Prunus armeniaca (apricot) is the source of this 1578-nucleotide messenger RNA. The record is from the annotation of a GenBank genome assembly. NCBI's taxonomy places the organism in Eukaryota, Viridiplantae, Streptophyta, Magnoliopsida, Rosales, Rosaceae.